This is a messenger RNA of Pocillopora meandrina, 1966 nucleotides long. The record is from the annotation of a GenBank genome assembly. NCBI's taxonomy places the organism in Eukaryota, Metazoa, Cnidaria, Anthozoa, Scleractinia, Pocilloporidae.
AUGACCAAGGUCUCUAAGGAGUUCUCCUCUUCUGUCCAAGAUCAUAAAGUUCCCAGGAAUGUCAACCUAGAUAUAGGAAAUUUUAACAAUGCCAAAGGAAAAGUUUCUGUUUCUUGUCAGUGGCGAACUUGUCUGUACAAAUGUAUUGAUGCAUCACCUCUUGUGGUUCGUGCACCAGGGAGGUCUGAAGGAGAAGUUUUCAUUGGUUCUCACAGUCACAUGUUCAUGUGCAGCAGACUGAGUGAUGGCAAAGUCCUGUGGGAGAGUAGGCUGGGGGACAGAAUAGAAUCUUCUGCAGCUCUCUCACUCUGUGGUAGAUAUGUAAUAGUGGGUAAGGUAUUGUAUAUUGUUUUUUAAUUAAAUGGCAGGAGUUACUCGUGAGUAAAUAAGGCAUAUGAGAGAGAUGCUGUGAUUAUGUUACAGGAUCUGAAUACAUACUUUGAGUGUUUGUAUAUAGAACUUGUUUUUACUUUCUCUGGAGUGGUUUUUCCAUUACUGGUAUCAAGAUUCUCAAUGCAUGAGUAUGCAUUUUAAAAGAAAAUGUCAAUAUGAGGCUAAAAUACUGCUGAUUUUGUUAUUAAAAUUGUUUUCUUCACUCAAACUCUUCCCUACCCUUCCCUCCCCUCCUUUCUUUCAGCUUGAACUGAGACAAAUUAAAGACCAUGUCUUGCAAACAAUAUUAGUAAUAAUUCACAGUUUCUGGUGAACGUAGAAAGCUGACGUGGCCUCUGUAAUGAUUGUGAUGGUAUUUCCAAUGGCCUGAUUUGCUAUUUAUCUUAUCAAAUGGAACCUAAUAUUUGUUGUUUUUUAGGUUGUUAUGAUGGCCAAGUGUAUGUACUCAACCGCUUCACCGGUGAAACAAGUUGGACAUUCCAAACGGGAGCAGCAGUGAAAAGUUCUCCUUGCAUUGACCCCCAGACUGGGGUGGCCUGGGUUGGGUCACAUGAUCACUAUUUAUAUGCUCUUGAUGUCACAAAUAGGCAGUGCAUUUCUGCAACACACUGCGGUGCAGGAUCUUGUUUCAGUUCUCCAUGUAUAAGUAAGAAACCUCAUUUAGUAUUCAUUGCUACACUAAGCGGCCGUCUUCUUGCAAUUGAUGCUACUGAACAUACAAUAAUUUGGAGUAAGCAGUGUCCUAAGCCAGUGUUUGCAUCACCGUUAUUGACACCCAUUGGUAUAGUUUGUGCAUGCGUGAAUGGGUUUGUUUAUUGUUUUGACUUCCAGGGUAAUAAGCUAUGGGAGUUUGAGACACAAGCUUCAGUGUUCUGUUCAGCGACUUUGUACCAUGAUGUAAGAUAUGGUUCCAGGAUCUCACACUGUAUUUUUUUUGGCUCACAUGACAAAUCUGUGUAUUGCUUGUCACUAACUGGUGAGCACUUGUGGAGAUUUACAACCGAUGGACCUGUGUAUUCAAGUCCUUUUGUAGCCAUGAUUGAGGGAAAUACGUCUUGUCACACAAUGUGUAAUGCAAGGCCUUGUGAUGCGCAUGACACUCAAUUAGCAGUGUUUGCUUUGUCGAGUGUUGGAAGCCUGUAUAUUCUGGAUUUUUAUACGGGAGUUCUUUUAGCUUUGUAUUCAUUGCCUGGUGAAGUAUUUUCUUCACCUGUUGUGUUUGACAAUCAAAUUCUCAUUGGCUGUAGGGACAACUAUCUCUACUCACUUGGAAUAUUAACCCUUUAACUUCCCAAGAUCUCAUUAGUAAUUCUCCUUACUGUCUGCCAUAUAGUUCUUAUGAUGUUAAUUUGGAGAAUUUGGUAUUGGAUCUACUAAUAAUUCCUAAUUAAUAUUUUUUCUUCUCAUCACUUGUCUGCCUGAUAUUGUAUUGAUAUUGUAUGGAGAAAUUCUGUCUUGGUCACUUGUGGGCGUUAAAGGGUUAAAUGAAACUAAAGAGUAAGUAGUAACAAUGUUGACUAUAAAAAAUAUUUUUAUUUUCUUUUUACUCAUCUAAAAAUACAGCUAGAUUUUC